Fraxinus pennsylvanica is the source of this 1572-nucleotide messenger RNA. Lineage: Eukaryota; Viridiplantae; Streptophyta; Magnoliopsida; Lamiales; Oleaceae. The record is from the annotation of a GenBank genome assembly.
AUGUCUGCAUUUCGUGUGGAUAUACAACGUGUGCUGACCACUUCGUUUACUUGUUUAUCUGCAGAUAAUAUAGUUGAAGAAGAUAAAGUGGUAGCUGAGGAAUACAAAUUCACUGACUCAGUAGACGAUGUUAACGAUGAUGAUUUUCGUUAUGAUAAGAAUGAAAAUGAAUGGAUUUUGGUGGGAUUAAAUGCAGAUCAUACCUUCGAUCUUUUGAAUGCUGGGGACGAAGAUUCAGAUUCGGAAGACGCUUAUUGUCCAAAGGAGGGUUCUGAUCAGCAGAGUGAAGAGAGGUGUGGAAGCUAUAGUUCUGUUGUCGACAUCAACGAAUCAGAGUUUUCCAGUGGUGGCUUAUUGUGUCGGAUGUACAAGGUGGAUGAGGAAAAUGGAAGCACUUCGAGUUCUAUAGACUCGUUGCCGAUCUCAGUCGAUGCUAAGAUCGGGGAUUGCGGCGCCGAUUGUGCCGCCUCUUAUGUUCACAGUGUUUGGCCGGAAGGAUGUGGUAGUUUGGGAUGGGGAGAAAGCGUACAGAAGAUUGGGGAGAAGACAAUGAAGAAAUCUCUCAAGCGCAGCAAAGCAAGAAGGUACAUGGCUUCAAUUCCUUCUAGCUUUGGACAAACCGAUCAGGUUUUGGUGGAAGAGAAAUACUCUACGAGAAUCUUUACACUGAACAGGCCUAAGCAACUCAAUGCUGUUUCUUUUCCAAUGGUAUCUCGACUGUUGGAGCUUUUUCUUGCUUAUGAGGUGGACCCUUCUGUCAAAUUGAUAAUUUUGAAGGGAAAAGGAAGAGCUUUCUGUGCUGGAGGUGAUAUUGCAGCCGUUGUUCGUGGUAUUACUCAAGGUAAUUGGAGACCUGGAGCAAUUUUUUUCAGAAGAGAGUACAUCUUGAACUAUGUGAUGGCUACAUACAGUAAACCUCAGGUUUCAAUUCUCAAUGGAAUUGUCAUGGGAGGAGGAGCAGGUGUUUCAAUACAUGGUAGAUUCCGUGUUGCUACAGAGAAUUCGCUUUUUGCUAUGCCUGAAACAGCAUUGGGUCUUUUCCCAGAUGUUGGUGCCUCUUACUUUUUGUCAAGACUCCCUGGAUUCUUUGGAGAAUAUGUUGGUCUAACAGGUGCCAGGUUGGAUGGUGCUGAGAUGCUUGCAUGCGGUCUAGCAACUCACCUUGUUCUGUCAGAGGAUGAGAUACGGAAAAGUUUGGGCGUAUGUCCUCAACAUGACAUUCUUUUUCCUGAAUUGACCGUGAAGGAGCACUUGGAAAUAUUUGCUAAUAUAAAAGGCGUGAAUGAAGACUAUUUGGAGAAUGUCGUUAUUAAAAUGGCUGAAGAAAAUAAUCCUUGCACGCUCGUACCAAGGGAAACGAUCAUGAACCAAAAUAGUUGGACAAAUACAGACUUGCAGUCUAAGCUGGUUCCCAAACGAGAGCCUUCAGCUUUUUCUGGUGGUUCUAAGGAAAAGGAGAAGGAAAAAAUGAACAAAGAGAUUCAAGAAUUGAUGAGUGGAAAUCCAUUAGGAAAAGUUGCUAAAGGAGUUUGUAGCCUUUCAAUGACCAACAGUAACAAACAUAUCACUUAA